UCAAUGUCCUCGGGUAAAGCUUGAACGUCCGAAGUUAUGUUUGUCAACACGCAUAUGUUGGCCAUAACGGAUAUAAUGUAUUUCAAGUACGUGUUGCUGAUCAUAAUUUUGGUUUUCCUCUAUUGACGUGAGAACAAACUACUGAUAUAGCGAAGUUUCGGCGUUCCGCUGCCGCUGCCGCCCUCGCGUCUCGCAAACCCAGCGAGGGGAUGCUGGAUGCUGGCCGUAUCGAUCACUGAAACUGUUUUCGGAGCCCGUCUGGACCGGCAGUUGUAAUCGGGAAAGCGGCGGUGGCCAUUUUCACCGUCGUCGCCCCCGGAAAAAUGUAGUGGCAAUGCGGUGGUCGGGUCAGUAGUUAUGGGGUUGUUUUUGGGCUUGAUUUACGGUUACCUUUGGUUCGCCAGCAUUUUCGCAGGAUACGCAGCUUUUUAUUGCCCUCUGUUCCCUGUCGUUUUCCUGUCUAGUCGACUCUACAGGUGCAUUUUCGAUUUCGUUUUGACGUUUUGGCAGUACUAUCCGACGGCGCUGCUGGAAUUCCUAUGCCACUGCGACGUUCAGGUGACCGGGGACGCGAUCCGAACCGACGAAACGUCGCUACUAGUAUCCAACCACCGUACCAGGACCGACUGGAACUUCCUCUGGCCGGCGAUGUACUACGCUAUCGAGGGCAAACGCAAAAUAUGUCAUUCCACCAAGUUCAUUCUAAAAGACGUAAUCAGGUUCAUCCCCGGACCAGGAUGGACGAUGCAGCUGAGUGGAUACCUUUUCGUCAAGAGAAAUUGGAGCAUCGACAAAGAAACAGUUGAAAAAUAUAUCAAUUUCGUCUCCAACAUCUGUUACAAGCACGUGCUGGUCCUCUUCCCCGAAGGUACUGAUUUGACGGAGAAAACGAAACGAGGCAGCGAUCGUUACGCAGAGAAGAACCACCUGAAGAAAUACCAGAACGUGCUGCAUCCGAGGACCACCGGGUUUGGAUAUAUCGCAAGCAGAAUGAUGGCCGAUGGUUGUCUGGAUGCCCUGUACGAUGUCACUAUUGUGUACCCGGACGUAGUGCCUCAAAACGAGAAGGUUUUGUUCUCCGGAGGCUUCCCGAAGCGGGUGAAGGUUCAUCUGGUGAGGUAUCCUUCGUCAUCGCUGCCCGCGACGGAGGCAUCUCUCAAACUGUUUCUGGAGAACCGGUGGUCGGAAAAAGAGAAAACCAUCGAGGAGUUCAAAUGCACCGGUCGGUUUUUGCACGGAAAAGUUCUUAGCGAUAAAAGCAACAAGUUGGAGCUUUAUAUCGCGCUGGUAUUUUGGUCCGUUCUUCCGUACGUGGUACUGUACGUUUUGUAUGUUUUCACGUUGUUCCGUCACCUCAUCUUGAUCGAUAGUUUGCUUUUGGUGGGCUUGAAUUGCGUCGGUCGAGGUUUUCCCGCCUUUGAGAUCGGUCUUCAUAACCUCAAAACGAGCGUAUUGGAUCUAUUCCGAGAUCGAGGUUAAAGAAGCCGGUUUAUCGAUGCAGACGAUUAAGUUGAAGUAUUUUAAUAAAAGACCACAAAAAAAAUUAAUUAAUGUUGGUUUGAAGUAUUCUUUUAAGCUGGUCAGGCAUUACAUUAUAUACUGAAAGCGCUAAAGAUUCACGAAGCUCGAGAUUGAUUAUAUCAUAGUUUCGAAUUUUAAUAUAAUUAAGUUGUUUUUAUUUUUUCCCGGAUUUAAUUGACAAUUAUGGAAAAUCUAUCGAGGUUAGGAAAUUUUGAAAUGUAAUGUAUUUUCCAUCAGCGGAUAAAAGAUAUUUAAUUCUGAGAGUUGAUAAAUCGGCUUCGGUCUCGAUUUGCUUGUGUGUUAAAAUGAAGAAAACAAUACGAGAAUAGCGUAAAAUCAAAAUUUUUUAUAUAUAAUAAUUACACGGUUUUAGAGAACGUCGCGUGAUAAGUAAAAAAAACCUAUUUUACUGCAACAUUUUUGCAUAUUUUAGUAAUUUUUAACAUUUUUAAAGUUAUCAAACACGUACAUUUUUUUGAUUUAAAUAACCGAAACUGUUUUUUCAUACGUAAUGAAAACUUUAGAAAUAGUAAGUAUUUAAUAGUUUUGUUGUAGAUAAGCACGGCACUGAGCUCAUUGGUAUUUUUAACCGGUGCGAAACAAGAACCCCUGUAAGUGCUAUAUGUAUAGAAACUUACAAUCGGUGUUUCCAGAGAUUCGAAUUGGAAAUAAUUGCCGUCAACUUAUCACUCAAAUAAAUCUCGAAAAUAUGUAUCCACAAAAUUUUUGAAAAAAAAAAUCUUGUCGCGCGACAAGUAGUUUGUAAUUAUUUCCUUGUCGUUGAGUGUUUAUUAGAAUGUAAGAGACUUCACUUAUUUUUAAUUAAAUUUGAGUUUUUUGUAUAUUUUUGGACCACUAUCGGUUCUAUGCGUAGAAUCUAUGGAUACUGUGGUCCGUGAAGUGAUGACGGCAGCUCUCCCGUAGACCUAAGACGUAUGCGGUUAACGUGUUUCCGUAUGCAACAGGGCGGCCUAAAUAGCCUACUUGAGAAAACCGUUUUCGGAGAAAAAUGGGAAACAUGUUUAGAUUUAGACGUUAGGUUAACUUUUUUUCGUAUAAUUUUCGAUCAGUUCUUCGUUUCCGUCAAGAUGGAAGACUUCUUGGCAGUUAAACAAACCAAAGAUUCAUAAAUAGUACUAUAACCGUUAGGUUUUAAGUGGAGGACGCGUGGCCGAAAUAUUCCUGUAAAUAUGCCGAUAUAUAGAAGCUGUGCGUCCGAUUUAAGAUAACUUUUGUCUUGUCUGGUGUAUAAAAAAUUAAAUUUUUGUUUGGGUUCCUAUUGAGUUGUAGCGUUUUCGAGAAAGAAUUGAACGUGCCAAAUGAAUAAGUCUCUCAAAAGAGAACGAUAGCGUAGUAUUGUUUUAAGUCACUAUAUUAAAAACUAGAUUGUAUUUGUUUCUGUUUACGUAAGUGUACGUUGAUGUUUUAGUGUGUAAUAUGGAUGGUGUUUAUUGUCA
This is a messenger RNA of Cylas formicarius (sweet potato weevil), 2978 nucleotides long. Its product is annotated as lysocardiolipin acyltransferase 1-like. The record is from RefSeq and is a predicted model, not a curated record. Gene Ontology annotation, molecular function: acyltransferase activity. Gene Ontology annotation, cellular component: endomembrane system. NCBI's taxonomy places the organism in Eukaryota, Metazoa, Arthropoda, Insecta, Coleoptera, Brentidae. Bases 358 to 1479 code for a protein of 373 amino acids. The transcript has 6 exons.